AGACGUGAUACACACUUAAACCUGUAGAGCUGCAAUACACACAUUCAGAUUCCAAAAAGAAGAGAUCUGUAUUUUCUGACAGGAAGAAAAACACAUCUGCGUCACCAACCUAUUCACAGGAAACGCAGCACAGUUUCACUUUCACUACAAACAGCAGUGACUGUAUUCUGUACGACGUGAUCUCAGAUAUCUGCGUGUUUUACUGAUCUUCGGUCUUCACAUUAUUCCGAGUCGCUUCAUGUGUGUGAUUUAAACUCUCCUCGGAAUCGAAUGAUGGAGGGAAAGAGAUCAGACUCACCAGAACCCAGCUGUGUCUCCAUGAAGAGCGAUGAGUCAAUGGGAGAGCCACUUCACUUCAGAGACAGAGACAGUUCUCCUGAUCCGAGAAUGAUGGAGGGAAAGAGAUCAGACUCACCAGAACCCAGCGGUGUCUCUAUGAAGAGUGACGGGUCAAUGGGAGAGCCACUUCAUUUCAGAGACAGAGACAGUUCUCCUGAUCUGAGACCACAACAGAAGAAAUCCAACCUCAGCAGAAAUCAGCUGGACUCCAUCUUCAAGGAGCUGGAACACAAAGUCAUCACUCUGAUGAAGAAAGAGCUGAAGAGGUUUAGGAAGCUCCUGAGUCCAGAUUACCCAGCAUGCACUGAGAGGGAGGUGGAGGAUGAGGAGGAUCUGCACAGUGUCAGAGACGGAGCGCUGAAGAUCACACUGCACGUCCUGAAGAACAUGAACCACACAGAUCUCGCUAACACACUGCACAACAAGUCUGAGGCCUCUGUGUAUCAGACAAAGCUGAAAUCCAGCCUGAGAGAGAAGUUUAAAAGAAUUAAUGAAGGAAUCUCACAGCAUGGAAGCUCAGCACUUCUGAAUGAGAUCUACACAGAGCUCUACAUCACAGAGGGGUGGAGUGGAGACGUCAAUAAUGAACAUGAGGAGAGACAGAUUGAGACAGGGUCCAGGAGACCAGCAGCACAGGAGACACCCAUCAAAUGUAAUGAUCUCUUUAAAGACGAGUCCAUCAGAAGUGUGCUGACUAAAGGAGUUGCUGGAAUUGGAAAAACAGUCUCUGUGCAGAAGUUCAUUCUGGACUGGACUGAAGGAAAAGCAAAUCAGGACGUCACCUUCAUGUUUCCACUUCCCUUUAGAGAGCUGAAUCUGAUGAAGCAGAAACAUCUCAGUCUGAUGGAUCUUCUUCAUCACUUUUUCCCUGAAAUGAGAAAACUAGAAUUAAUAGACUCCUACAAAGUGCUGUUGAUCUUUGAUGGUCUGGAUGAGUGUCGACUUCCUCUAAAUUUCCAGAAGAAUGAGAGAUUGUGUGAUGUGACAGAGUCAGCCUCAGUGGAUGUGCUGCUGACGAACCUCAUCAAGGGGAAUCUGCUUCCCUCUCCUCUCCUCUGGAUCACCUCUCGACCAGGAGCAGCCAAUCAGAUCCCUCCUGAGUGUGUAGACCAGGUAACAGAGGUACGAGGGUUCAGUGACCCUCAGAAAGAGGAGUACUUCAGGAAGAGGAUCAGAGAUCAGAGCCUGGCCAAUAAAAUCAUCUCACACAUGAAGUCUUCAAGAAGCCUCCACAUCAUGUGCCACAUCCCAGUCUUCUGCUGGAUCUCAGCCACUGUUCUAGAGAGAAUGUUGGAUGAAGCAGAGCGUGGAGAGAUCCCCAAGACUCUGACUCAAAUGUUCACACACUUCCUGAUCUUUCAGAUCAAACACAAGGACCAAAAGUACCAUCAGAAAUGUGACCCUGAUCCUCAGCAGACCAGAGAGAGUAUCCUGGCACUGGGAGAACUGGCUUUCCAACAGCUGGAGAAAGGAAACCUGAUCUUCUAUGAGGAAGACCUGAGAGAGUGUGGCAUUGAUGUCAGAGAAGCUUCAGUGUACUCAGGAGUGUGUACCCAAAUCUUCAGAGAGGAGUUUGGGCUUCACCUGGGGAAGGAAUUCAGCUUUGUACAUCAGAGUGUUCAGGAGUUUCUGGCUGCUUUAUACACAUUUCUCUCCUUCAUCAGCAGAAAUGUAACAGAACAACCAACCACUGAUCUGUCUGAUCUUCUCACCAAGUCAGACAUGUCUGAUCUCCUCAAGAGUGCAGUGGACAAGGCCUUACAGAGUGAGAAUGGACACCUGGACCUGUUCCUUCGCUUCCUUCUGGGUCUCUCACUGGAGUCCAAUCAGACUCUCUUACGAGGCUUAAUGCCUCAGACAGGAAGCAGCUCUCACAGCAAACAGGAAACAGUCAAGUACAUCAAGGAGAAGAUCAGGGAGAAUCCAUCUCCAGAGAAAUCCAUCAAUCUGUUCCACUGUCUGAAUGAACUGGAUGAUCAUUCUCUAGUGCAGGAAGUACAAACUUACAUAAAAAAGGGAGGCCACCAUCGUCUCAGUGGAACCAAACUCUCUCCUUCUCAGUGGUCAGCUCUGGUGUUUGUGUUACUGAACUCAGAUCAGGAUCUGGAUGAGUUUAAUUUUAUUAAAUAUUACCCAUCAGAUGAAUGUCUUCUGAAGCUGCUGCCAGUGGUCAAAGCCUCCAGAAAAGCUAUUCUGUGUGGGAAGGAUCUGGCAGAGGAAAGCUGCAGAGGUCUAUCUUCAGUUCUCAGCUCAAACUCCUCCAGACUGAGAGAACUGGACCUGAGUCACAGUUACUACCUGCAGGAUUCAGGAGUGAAGCUGCUCUCUGCUGGACUGGAGAACCCACACUGUACACUGGAGAAACUCAGCCUGCGGUGGUGUAAUCUGACAGAGGAAAGCUGUAGAGCUCUAUCCUCAGUUCUCACCUCAAACUCCUCCAGACUGAGAGAACUGGACCUGAGUAAGAAUAACCUGCAGGAUUCAGGAGUGAAGCUGCUCUCUGCUGGACUGGAGAACCCACACUGUACACUGGAGAUACUGAAGUUGUGUGAAUGUAGGAUUACAGAUGAAGGUUGUGUUGCUGUGGCUUCAGCUCUGAGGUCAAACACCUCAUCACACCUGAGAGAACUGAAUCUGAACUACAAUAAUCCAGGAGAAUCAGGAGUGAAGCUGCUCUCUGAUCUACUGAAGGAUCCACACUGUACACUGGAGAAACUACAUCUGCGGUGGUGUAAUCUGACAGAGGAAAGCUGUAGAGCUCUGUCCUCAGUUCUCACCUCAAACUCCUCCAGACUGAGAGAACUGAACCUGAGUGAGAAUAACCUGCAGGAUUCAGGAGUGAAGCUGCUCUCUGCUGGACUGAAGAACCCACACUGUACACUGGAGACACUGAGGUUGUCUUACUGCGGUAUUACAGAUGAAGGUUGUGUUGCUGUGGCUUCAGCUCUGAGAUCAAACACCUCAUCACACCUGAGAGAACUGUUUCUGUACUACAAUAAUCCAGGAGAAUCAGGAGUGAAGCUGCUCUCUGAUCUACUGAAGGAUCCACACUGUACACUGGAGAAACUACAGCUGUGUGAGUGUAAUCUGACAGAGGAAAGCUGUAGAGCUCUGUCCUCAGUUCUCACCUCAAACUCCUCCAGACUGAGAGAACUGAACCUGAGUAACAAUUGUAACCUGCAGGAUUCAGGAGUGAAGCUGCUCUCUGCUGGACUGGAGAACCCACAUUGUACACUGGAGAUACUGAGCCUGCGGUGGUGUAUACUCACAGAGGAAAGCUGUAGAGCUCUGUCCUCAGUUCUCAGCUCAAACUCCUCCAGACUGAGAAAACUGGACCUGAGUAAGAAUUAUAACCUGCAGGAUUCAGGAGUGAAGCUGCUCUCUGCUGGACUGGAGAACCCACACUGUACACUGGAGAAACUGAGGUUGUCUUACUGCGGUAUUACAGAUGAAGGUUGUGUUGCUGUGGCUUCAGCUCUGAGAUCAAACACCUCAUCACACCUGAGAGAACUGAAUCUGAAUGGUAAUAAUCCAGGAGAAUCAGGAGUGAAGCUGCUCUCUGAUCUACUGAAGGAUCCACACUGUGCACUGGAGAAACUACAGCUGUGUGAGUGUAAUCUGACAGAGGAAAGCUGUAGAGCUCUGUCCUCAGUUCUCACCUCAAACUCCUCCAGACUGAGAGAACUGAACCUGAGUGAGAAUAACCUGCAGGAUUCAGGAGUGAAGCUGCUCUCUGCUGGACUGGAGAACCCACACUGUACACUGGAGAUACUGAGGUUGUCUUACUGCGGUAUUACAGAUGAAGGUUGUGUUGCUGUGGCUUCAGCUCUGAGGUCAAACACCUCAUCACACCUGAGAGAACUGAAUCUGUACUACAAUAAUCCAGGAGAAUCAGGAGUGAAGCUGCUCUCUGAUCUACUGAAGGAUCCACACUGUAAACUGGAGAAACUACACAUUAAUAGCAGAAUCAUUCACAUUCAGAUGCAGAAGCUCCACAGCAAGAACCGUAACUGAUCACAUCCUUUAUCCACUCAGCUCCACCUCUCUCAGGCUGGAAUAAUAAUAAUAAUAAUAAUAAUAAUAAUAAUAAUAAUAAUAAUAAUAAAUCUCCGGUUCUCAGGUCACAACAUGCCAUGUAUAUGAGUAGAAGUAAUCUCACAUUAUAACACAGAAAAGAAAAUGCAUUGUAAAUAAUAAUCAUGUAGACACUCUGCAUACUGAAGAUCUUUACAUCAUUUUAAAAACAGAAUCGAAAACCUUCUUGUACAUUUACUGUAAAGUCGCUCCAUACAAUUUCAUACACAUGUUGAUAUUUAUCUUCUCUGUAUCUUGUUCUUACACGGACCUGAAACUCGGUACUCUCUGUAUUUUCUGUGUUUCAGAAAUUUCUAACUGAAAUAAAAUAAAGGAACUAUUGUAAAAAAUACA
Ictalurus punctatus (channel catfish) is the source of this 4767-nucleotide messenger RNA. RefSeq names its product NACHT, LRR and PYD domains-containing protein 3. Bases 271 to 4353 code for a protein of 1360 amino acids. Gene Ontology annotation, molecular function: protein binding. The transcript has 17 exons. NCBI's taxonomy places the organism in Eukaryota, Metazoa, Chordata, Actinopteri, Siluriformes, Ictaluridae. The record is from RefSeq and is a predicted model, not a curated record.